Molecule: messenger RNA, 1578 nt
Organism: Hymenoscyphus albidus
Lineage: Eukaryota; Fungi; Ascomycota; Leotiomycetes; Helotiales; Helotiaceae
Source: the annotation of a GenBank genome assembly
AUGUCCUCAGGCUUUAAUCCAAUCAACCCCCCAAAUAACAUGUCCUCUGGUGGUGAUGGUGGUGAUGGCCGUCGUAAGCUAGACCGGAACCAAGGUGGAGGUGGCUACAAGGUAAGUUCAUUUGCGAGUUGGUUUGUUGCUUCGAAGCUGACAUGAUAAUAGCGCAAUAUCUCUCAAAUCUCGUCGGUAGGGAACUCUGAGAAUUCUGAUCGGCGAGAUCAGCGAGCGAUGUCCCUACAACAUCCUAACGAUUCUGAUGCUCCCCGUCAAUUCAUCGAGAGUCCAUCUCCUAUGCCUCUGGAGAGUGAUAUGAUGUCGAGAUACUCAGGACCUUCAGGUCAGCAGCUCCAGUCGCCUUCUCCACCGUACCGCCCGGCAGUCAAUCAUUCGAGGAUGACUUCUGAAAUGCCGAUUCAAAGCAGCCCAAUGCAAACAUCGAAGCAUGCCAUGCCCCAACCUCCUGCAGCUGGUUCUUGGAACCCUGCCUUUGGAAAUCCGAGACCUGGCUUCAAUCCAAAUUCUCCCUUCAUCAAUUCCUUCGCCCCAUCUUUAAACGCGGCUCCUCAAAUUCCCCCACAACAACAACAACAACAAGGUGGUGGCCUGCUUGUUCGAGGUUCUCCAACAUGGCAUUUGGCGGAUGGUCCAGGGCAAGCGAGGGAUGGUGCUAGACAGUUUCAAGUACCAAGUAGGCGUCCUGAGCACUUCUUUCUUGAGUCCGUCACCAAUACUUGGGUUUGUAAUGCUUUCUUUCGUCGUCUCCAGACAUUAGGUCAAGGAGAGCAACUUCGCCCACUUCUUGAGUGUGUGCUUCGAAAUUGGCAUCUAUUAAAGAAUGUAACUCCUAGAGUUAUUCCUGGUGCUCAGAAUAUCAUCCAUGGAACUGAGCCAACUGAUCACAACUUGAUAGCUCUGGCGAUGGAGCUCCUCGGGGUUCAUCAUGAAGAAGCUGAGUGCACCAAGAGACGUUGUUGCAAACCAAAAACUCCUUUCAGAGGUUGCAACUACGGGCUUCGAGAUGAUCUUGUCGGUACAAACCCUCCUCAUAAUUCAAAAUGCACUAAUUGUUUGUGGAGGAAUGCGGGCAGUGCGGAGUGUCGGCACACCCAAAGUCUUCCUGGUGAUGGCGAGACUGAGGAUGAAGAGGAAGUUUCGAAAUCAAGAACUUCUAGAAGGCGGGGUUCUGUUGUGGAAGGUUCAGGUGUUGAGCAAACAAGAACUAACACUCGUCCUCAACGUCCCAAUCGUCCUGUGCCUGGCCAAAUGGCUAACACUUAUACCCAUGUCUUCGAAAGCCCCUCUGGUCCUCAUUCGUCUCCUCCCCAAGCUCAUCCUCGAAGACGUCGUCAAAAGGGAAACUUGUUCCAAAGCGGGGUCCAUCGUCGUCUUCACUUUGGUGAUGAUGCUGAUCUUGGGAGUUCCAAAGGAAUCCAAGAACAAAUUCUCGAGUUGAAUGACGUGAUUGGGCAGCUCUCGGAGCGUCUGCUUAGAGCAGCUGCAGGUAAGGAAUUAGAGGAACUUGAUGCUUCUGAGGAUGAGACAGCGAUGAAGAAUGCUCGGGGGCAGCGGAGGAAGUAG